AAGAUCUGUAGAAUAGUUUUGUGCAAUUCUUGAACAGCAAUCUGUCGUAACUCAAAACACACGUCAACGUAAACGCUAUUAAGGUCAACGUUAAAAUGGAGUCGAAGUGGGUCGUACCCACAGCAAACGACAUGAUCCAUUGUAUCACGCGUGCGCAAUCCCGCAUUUGUGUUUCUACCACGAAAAUGGAGUCAGCAAAGACGUUGGAUGAUAUGCUGCUCUCAGAGGUCGAUGAAUCGGCCGUGACUGCUCUCGUAGGUUCGCUGGAAUCUCAGUUGUCAUCUUCGAGUGUUCAGAAUCCUAGUCGAGAUACAUAUACAAGCUCGAUAACAAACAACGAUAUUAGUAGUACACAUAUUAAUUCGAGCGCAAGGGUCCAACAACGACUACAGAAUGGAGAAAAAGCUAGUAGGCCUAUCGUAGCGUCGUCAAGCUCCGACAUUGCUUCAGGCCUGACGUUAGCAAGUUAUCAACAGACUCACAAUCAACACGGUCAUGAGAAUGAGAGGUCAGGAAGUGACUCAAGAACUAUUAGCACAUCUGGUGAAGUUAACGACACAAAUAUAGCUCUUCAUUCUUCAAUCGCAACCAGAGCAAUUAAUUCUCUUGGUGCAUCUGCUAACUCUGUAAUGGUAACCCUAACUGGCGCAUUAGGCCUACCAGCAAGUGGAUAUAUUAGUCAGUUGCAGAUUCCUAGGCCUAACGCGAAUGUCAGACCUAGUAUUAGUGUUACAACUCCGCAAGACUCAACAGGUCUUGCUGGUGGAAGAGUUAGUGUGAAUGUCAGACCUGCUGGUUCAGGAUCUGCUAUUGCGAUAAGACCUGUGUCUUCAGUGCCAGGGGCAAUACGUCCCAUUGCAAUAUCAAACAAUAACAUGAAAACAGUUUAUUCAUUACAACAAGUUGGAACAGAGUUGAAUUCGGCCAUUAACAAUAGUACAAAUGGUGUGGGUACAAGUAAUGUCAGACCUACUGUUCAACCUCAAGCCAAGGCUGCUUCAGCUGUUCCAAAUGGAAAUAUUGGUAUUUCAGGAACAAAUGUUGGUCUAGGUUUAAAUGGAAAUGUUAUUGUCAGUCAUUCAGGACAGCCAGUGAUGCCUGUAGUUACUGGAACCACUGUUUUAGGCAAUUCAUCAUCAAAUAGCAAUGUGACAGCCAGUUCUAGUAGUGCUGGAGCAAUUUUUAACUUGGCAAAUCUUCAAGGAAAUUUAGUUUCACAACAGCCACAUGUCAUUCGUAGUUUAGCACAUGGAACCCCAACUAUUUCUCAGCAGAACACUUCAGAAACCAAACAAAAUUUGACUGGUGUGAGACCUAUUUUAAAUGAACAAAAAGACCAAAAACAGUUGAAAGAUGGUACUGUGCUAAAGCAGUUAAGUGGAACUUCUCACACACAGAACCUGACAAGUAAUGUUAUUCAAAUGAACAACUCUCUUAGUGUGCCUGUGCAAGCUGUUUCAAAGGCGAUAACAUUACAAUCACAGCAACCUGUUACCAUUUUUAAUCAAGUAGUAACCAAUCCUACAGUUCUUCCUGGAGUUCAUUUAGCCAGUGUGAGUGCUGCCCGCCCAAAUACAGGAACUACAAGCCAAAAAGCUUUGGCACCUAGAGUAGUCUUAAGUAAUCCUGUUCGCCUUGCACCAUCACCUCAGGUGAUUACGGCGCGACCUGGUGGACCUGGAAUACAAAUGGCUGGUCAGAACACCAUAACACUUCAACCCGGAGCCUUUAUGAGAGGAACACUUCUUGUGAAGACAGAAAAUGGUCAAUUUCAAGUGGUUAAUCUUGCCCCAGGCCCCGUUCAAAGUUCUGGUGCAACCUCUGUGAGCAAAACACCAUCAUAUCGACUUCAGAAUGUGCAGCCCGGAACACAGAUUAUAAGAACUUUGACACCCCAAGAAAUUACAGCAGCACUAACUAUGGCUUCACCUACUGUUACAGUGAAACAGACUACAGCAGUUCCAGCCACAAGAACUGUGCUGCAGAACUCUACGGCAGGACCAACACUCAGUAGCGUAAACAUACCCCAGCCUGGCACAACAAUGGUGGUCAGUACCUCAUCUUCAGCACUCACGCAGCCGCUUACUGUUCAAACGUCCAACAUAAACUCACAAGCUGCUUCAACCACCUCUCAGAACGGACAAGUACAAGCCGAGGACUUCACGCACCAACUCCAAAAAGAGCUUAAUUCAUCACCACAGCCUUGUCUUGUACCAUUUCUUAAGAAAAGCCUUCCUCACCUCCGUCAUUCCCUGGUAACAGGAGAGUCAGUUAUCGAUGGAAUACGUCCCCCUCCUGCCACAGCUUUUAUUCUGCCAACAUCAUCAGCAACAGUUGCAUGUAAUCAGAUCACCAACAAGACUCUUGUUAACCAGCCUUCAGCACAAAUCAGGGUCGUGACCCAGGGAUCACUUAGUGCCCAGUUGGCUCAACCUGCUGGGAUCAUACAGCAGAGAUUGUCAGCAGAUGCUGGGGCCAGAUUUAAAAGUCUUCUUGUUUCAACCAACAUAACCAAACCUUCAGGUAGUCCUGUUGUUUUCUCUACUGCCACAAUGGGAACUCUUCAGUCAAAAGCUGCUUCUCAAGCAAGAAACCUGGCUAAGGACAAGAAAGCAGCAACGGCUGUGAGUAGAGAAGAUGAUGAUUUUAAUGAUGUUGCUGCCAUGGGUGGUGUAAACUUAGUUGAGGAAAGUCAGAAGAUUCUUGCAUCAAACUCCGAGAUGGUGGGGACAGAGAUUAGGUCAUGCAAGGAUGAAAACUUUUUGAUUAGUGGACCAUUAGAAAGGAGAAUAAAUAAAAUAGCUUCUCAGCAUGGUCUAUUUGAGGUCUCAUCUGAUGUCAUAGCAAUUGUGUCUCAUGGAACAGAAGAAAGAAUUAAGAAUCUUGUUGAAAGACUCGGUAUUAUAGCUGAACAUCGUCUAGAAAGCUUGAAAAAUGAUCCGAGGUACGAACUCCAGCAAGACGUUAGGGGUCAAUUAAAGUUUUUAGAAGAAUUAGAUAGAUUAGAGAAAAAACGACAUGAAGAACAGGAGAGAGAAAUUUUAAUGAAGGCUGCCAAGAGUCGUUCCAAAGUCGAAGAUCCGGAUAAGAUGAAAUUGAAACAGAAAGCUAAGGAGAUGCAACGGGCAGAAUUAGAAGAAAUGAGACAAAGGGAAGCAAACAUGACAGCUCUUUUAGCCAUUGGUCCUCGAAAGAAACAGAAAUUAGAUAUAUCUAAAACAGGACUAAAUUCA
Molecule: messenger RNA, 3233 nt
Organism: Limulus polyphemus (Atlantic horseshoe crab)
Lineage: Eukaryota; Metazoa; Arthropoda; Merostomata; Xiphosura; Limulidae
Product: transcription initiation factor TFIID subunit 4-like
Exons: 14
Biological process (GO): DNA-templated transcription; transcription initiation at RNA polymerase II promoter
Cellular component (GO): transcription factor TFIID complex
Molecular function (GO): protein heterodimerization activity; RNA polymerase II general transcription initiation factor activity; DNA binding
Source: RefSeq, a predicted model, not a curated record